Molecule: messenger RNA, 1269 nt
Organism: Caenorhabditis briggsae
Lineage: Eukaryota; Metazoa; Nematoda; Chromadorea; Rhabditida; Rhabditidae
Exons: 2
Coding region: 1-1269 (422 amino acids)
Source: RefSeq, a predicted model, not a curated record
AUGUUGUUCUCAGGUACUUCAUCCGGACAAUCAUCUUACAAUACGAACUCUGUACAACGCGAUUCAACUGGUAGCUCAUCAAGCAAUCAGCCAGGAUACCUUCCCGAUUACCAAGGAGACCGAUACACCGAUCCACAACGAAUUGCCGACACUCAAGCUCUGAAUAGAGCAUUCUUCGACUCGAUUGGAGGAGCUCCAUCGCCACCACCAGAGACGCCAGCUCAACAAGGAAUGAACGGAGGAUCGACUGCUUCCCCAACUGGUCAGUAUAAUCAACAACAACAGCAAUACGGUACCAACCAACAAUACAAUCCCCAACAGCAACAAUACGGUACCAACCAGCAAUACAAUCCCCAACAGCAACAGCAAUACGGUAGUACCACUUCUUACUCAUCCAAUGGUCCUGCUCUCUAUGCAACUGGCACCACCAAUUACCCAACUCUCUAUCAACCAUCUUCUUCCUCCCCCCAAUAUAUGAAUAACGGUUGCACCACAUGCUCCACAACAACGACGUAUGCACCGACAACUUCCUAUGGAUACUCCACUCAAUACUAUAAUCCAUCAUCUUCCUCGAGAACCUCUUCCACUGGAUACUCCAAUCCAUCAUCCACCUAUGGAAGCACCCAACAACAAGGAACCAAUCAAAACUUUGUAGCCUAUGAUACCACAAAUCAAAACUCUCCAUACUACUAUCAGAGAGUUCCAUCUACUGCUCAAUACAAUUCAGUUCUUGGGGUGAAUGCUGGAUUCCCACAGAACUCGAAUCAAAAUCAAUUGCUGAGAGAUCAAUCCUCCAAUCAAGGAUACGGAAUGAAUCAAGCUAACAAUCAACAAAUGUACAACACAGGAUACAACAACCAAGGAUCACAAUAUCAAAACCAAAAUCAAAAUCAGAUGUACAACAAUCCACAAAACACCAUGACGACUACUUUGAUGUAUGCCAGCAGCACUCAACAGCAACCAUACCAGCAGCAACAACAACAGAACAAUAACCAGCAGAUGUACAGUAACCAACAGUACAACAAUCAGCAAUACGACAACAAUAUGGGAUACAACAAUCAACAUAUGUACAAUCCAAGCACUCCGCAGUACAGUAGCAGCAUUCCAUCUCCACAGUACUCUGCUGACGCCAUCUCAUGUUGCUCCCAAGUCAGCUCGACAUGUUGCUACCAAACUCAACAAGGAUACAAUAGCAAUCAACAGCAGCAACAACCAGGAAACAAUCUUCAGUACUCGCCAUCAGUCUACCAGUAUGGACGCAAAAAAUAA